This is a messenger RNA of Paramacrobiotus metropolitanus, 2398 nucleotides long. RefSeq lists its product as uncharacterized. Lineage: Eukaryota; Metazoa; Tardigrada; Eutardigrada; Parachela; Macrobiotidae. The record is from RefSeq and is a predicted model, not a curated record. Gene Ontology annotation, molecular function: protein binding. Bases 16 to 1926 code for a protein of 636 amino acids. The transcript is spliced from 7 exons.
UGCGUUGCGCCAGCCAUGGCCCAUGGGGCAUGGACCGAUCCAGCUGUCAAGCAACAACGUAACCUGAAGCACGCGUGCGGUGACAUAUGGCACCGCUGCAAACUAUGUAUAACGGACAUGGAAGUUGGCAGAAAUCUGUCUCCGUUUCGACGGCUGUUGCGUUGCGCUGAUGGAUUCAGCUAUCAGAAUACGGUUGCUCUGUGGAACCAGGCCGGUGCUUGGUGGCUGGGAUAUUUACAGGAUAUUACGGCCGACGGGAAUUCUGCGUACGUGGAAUUCGACUCCACGAAGACCAGUGCGCGCUGGAUUCCGACGUGCUUCAUUUGGCAUUUGCCGUUUGUCUUUGACAACCGGUUGCUGGUAGGGUGGAAGAAUAUGCCGGUGUGGGUUGCGUUACGCGAUGAAGUGGACGGGCCGCUGCGGUUUCGCCCGGCAACUCUGCUGGGCUACGCUGGUCUGUGCCGCGUGUAUUGCGUAAGGACGGAGAUUCGUGGCGUGAACGGCCGCUGCCCAGUUGCAAGCGUUGAAGUGGUGGACCGCUGUCAGAUUGUCGCAAAGCUCCCGUCCGGCGAAAUGCCUAAUGUGCCUAUCCAGGAUGGAAGAAACGUGUUGACCUACACAAAGUACAUUAUCAAUUUUCCCGGAGCAGAGUCCGUUCUUCAAGAGGCGCCCGAUGUGUACCGCAUCAUCACUCAUUUUCAUAAAGGCUAUUACGAGCUUCAUCAGGAUGUUGACCGAUUGUCGGACGGCUGUCGAUUUCACCUUAAAUUGGGCUCGAAGGCGUGUACCUUUGUGGUCAUCGCUCAGACCAAGGACAUACCCCUUCGGCAGCAAAUAGCAGAGUCUCUGCAGCGCGUACUGCAACGACACUUGAGCGGUCGGGCUGAUUUACCGCCUUUGAGUUACCGGAACAGCAUCGCCGCUGAAUUAGCGUGGGGAACUGGAGAUGCUGCAGAAACCAGCAACUCUUGUCCAGAAGCCUGUAUUUGGCAUCUUCCGCAUUUGAUUCUAAGCGAAAUAUUCGCUUACAUGGACCUGCAAUACGUACUGCAGCUUAAGCGGGUUUGCUCCUUGUGGCAUGCAGUAAUAACCGAUCCACGGACCCGCAACGAACACAUCGUAAUCAGUGUCCACGACUGCAUUUUCACGGAAUGCGUCGACAGCAACAACUGCUACAGAGUGGCCUUCUUGCUGCAUCAUACCGUCCGCUCAACAACCAAGAGCCUCACCAUCGUUGGCCCUGGAACUCCCGACCACACAUUCUUUCUACAGCCUUGGCUAGACGCGGCGGAUAUUCGACUACCCAUGGUGGUUAUAAAAGACGCCAACUUUCAGUGGACUAACCGGAGAUACGAUGAAUGUUCCGCCCUGAAGCACAGCAUCAUGCACCGUAUACGCCCCUUUAAAGACCACUGCCACACGCUGCUCCUGCACAACUUCACCGUAUCCACGCUCUUUUGCCGGAACUUGAAUGAUCUGCUGCAUAUGGAUUACGAGGAUUUAGUGCCGCUACCGGACUGUGAACGGCGAUGGAUGGUACCGAGAUCGGAUGUCCUGCGAAGGGCGCACGGAAACCUGCUGUCCAUGGAUACUGCGCAGAUCACACUGCACCGGCUCAUUCUGCCCUGCCGCAACGGCUGGGAUGAGGUCAUGAGCCGGCUCAUGUGCGCCAUCGACGCCCAGUUCCCUAGGUCGGCGGUGAGUGCCGAUGUUUACGCGAAAGUGCAGACGGUCCACGCGCGGUGGGUGGAGAACCUCAGCUACCCGGACCAAUGGCAGCGCAUUCGCCAGCUGCUGAACGUAUUCAGUGGAUUCCAGUCCGACGGGACGCUGCUCCACUGGGACGCGCUGGACUUACGCAAACUGGAGGUGCGCGCACUGAGCCCGAUGGUCCUGUUGGCCAUCAGCGAGGUGUUUCUUGUGUGACGCCGAAGAGUACCUGUUAUGUUGUUUUCUACUGCUCUAAAUAGAAACCUCGAUAUAAUUAAUACUGUUAGGAACAACGGUAAGGGAUUGCCUGGAUCGGCACUGCAACCGCAUUGCAACCCCGGUCGGGCGUGCGCUCCAGUACUUUUGGCAGCGGCGGUUGAACUGGGGAAUGCGGUAUAAAUACCAGUAUGGCGACACUGUAGCUUUAUAGCUUAGAGCCUUUGUUUCACAUGAACACUAGAAAUGAAUGUGCGAAUUCGUCAUCACAUGCAGUUGCACAGAAAAUUAAGUAUUUACUGUAAAAAAGAAAACUUUCAAACACGCAGCGCAAAUAAAUAAGGCAAUGGCAACAAGCAGCUGCCUACUGCAGUCAGUAUACUGCUAUGUACCGCACUCCCGGGGUGGGUAUACCGUAUACGUAUACCGGUAUACGUACCGGCGUUCCCCUCUUCCUUAUACUGUCACACAA